This is a messenger RNA of Solea senegalensis (Senegalese sole), 1806 nucleotides long. RefSeq names its product ST6 beta-galactosamide alpha-2,6-sialyltranferase 1 (gene st6gal1). The coding region runs from base 305 to 1786 and encodes 493 amino acids. The transcript is spliced from 9 exons. NCBI's taxonomy places the organism in Eukaryota, Metazoa, Chordata, Actinopteri, Pleuronectiformes, Soleidae. Gene Ontology annotation, molecular function: sialyltransferase activity. The record is from RefSeq and is a predicted model, not a curated record.
GCUGCUGCUGCCGCAGCCUGUGCGGUGUUUGCUCUUUUCACGCAGAGAAGACUCCUGCACACACACACACGCACAUACAUGUACAUGAACGAGCAGCCGGACACCGACACCGGACCCCGGGAACAUGGUGGCGGCGGCGACGGCGGGAACAACGAGCUGCUCGGUGCCGUAGAUGAGAAGAAGCAAGGCGGCGCGAGGAGGAGGAGGAGCUUCACUUAACAACAGACACAGCGACAAUGAGGGGAACCUGAACACAGCAGCUUGUUUCUAAGCAACAGCAACAUAGUGUGUGGCAACAAAAAUCAUGGGCUACAAGAUUCCUGGAGCAGCGAUGGACCGCGUCAGCCUCCUGUGGCGCCUGAGGCGUCGCGCUCGCCGCGGUGCCCUCUGCAUGGCCUUCUUCUGCGUCUCCAUGGCGCUGCUCUAUGCCAUCUGUGCCGAAAACAGCGUUCCCGUCACUGAUGCCAUCUUCGGGGUGCGGGCGAGGACGCGGGCUCAGCCUCGUACACACUCUGUCAUCAAGGUGCUGAGGAGCGGAGCUAAGCCAGCGUUCAUCGACCCUCAGAAAGGUGUCGUCCCAGGUGACCCUUACCAGCCAAUGCCUGUCCUCUCCUCUCCAAACUUUACCACUGACCACAGGGAGGUUCCGUCCAGGAGGAAGUCCAGAGAGCGUGAGCCCUCCAGGUUUUUUGCUCAUUUGCUGCCACGCCCCUUCACCCGUGCGCUGGAAACCCUGUUUGGACGGCGUCGCAGGGGCGAGCUGAGCGGUAGAGGUGGCGACGCCGAGUUCUUUGGGCCUAGCGGGCCACUGGGACAGGUGUGGGAUGACGAGAUGUCCAGUAGCAUGCUGGGAAACCGUCUGAGGAAGGUGGUGAGGAACUAUCAGGCGAUGAACAAAUAUGGAGUCGAGGUUUCAGGUCCCGGUGGUGUCUCUAGUCGGCCGAAGCUCAGCGGCCCCGAGCUUCUCUGCCAGCUGAGGGACAAGGCAGAGGUCGCAACCUUGACCUCUGAACUUCAGCCCUUCUCAUCACUGCCAUGGGCCUCCCUGCUGCCAUCGAAGCCGCUGACCUCUGACCUGGGGCCGUACAGGAGCUGCGCUGUGGUGUCGUCAGCAGGAUCGCUCCGCCACUCUGGACUCGGCAAAGAGAUCGACUCCCAUGAUGCAGUGCUGCGCUUCAACACCGCACCCACCAACGGCUACGAGAAAGACGUCGGCUCAAAAACCACCAUCCGCCUCAUCAACUCACAGGUGAUGGCGUCCGAUGAUCAUCGAUUCCUGUCCAGCUCUCUGUACAGCUCAGGUGCUCUGGUGGCCUGGGACCCCGCCCCCUUCUCCGCUGACCUCACUCAGUGGUACAACAGGACAGAUUAUCCAAUCUUCAUCCAGUACCAAAGAUAUCGCCGACUUCAUCCCCUGCAGCCAUUUUACAUUCUUCAUCCUCACUUUGAGUGGCAGCUGUGGCAGCGAAUCCAGGACAACAUGGCUGAACCUAUCCAGAAGAACCCGCCCUCCUCCGGAUUCCUGGGCACCGUGCUGAUGAUGUCGCUGUGUGACGUCGUACACGUCUACGAGUUCCUGCCGUCUCGGAGAAAGACGGAGCUGUGUCAUUAUUACCAGCGUUUCUAUGACUCCGCCUGCACGCUUGGGGCGUACCAUCCUCUGCUCUACGAGAAGAACCUGGUGAAGCGCAUGAACCGAGGCUCCGACCACGACGUCUACACACAGGGACGCGUCACACUGCCGGGGUUCAGCAAGUUGAACUGCAGCCACGCUGCUGUGAACUGACACACACACACACACACACA